This is a messenger RNA of Hibiscus syriacus, 2557 nucleotides long. RefSeq names its product serine/threonine-protein kinase 4-like. The record is from RefSeq and is a predicted model, not a curated record. NCBI's taxonomy places the organism in Eukaryota, Viridiplantae, Streptophyta, Magnoliopsida, Malvales, Malvaceae. The transcript has 18 exons. Gene Ontology annotation, biological process: regulation of MAPK cascade; intracellular signal transduction; protein phosphorylation. Gene Ontology annotation, molecular function: protein kinase activity; ATP binding. The coding region runs from base 68 to 2389 and encodes 773 amino acids.
GAAUUCUACGUUCAUUGCUCUGAGCUAUCUGACUUUUUCCGGCACUGGCGAAGAUAGGAAAAAAGAAAUGGACCAAACGCCAAGGUCUCGUCGGACCCGUAAACCUCAAGCCACAGUGGUUUACAAAGAAGUUAACGAAGAAGGUGAAGAUGUCUCUUCCAUCCAUCAUCCCUUCAAAUGUGUGUCGAAACGCUUUGCCGUUGGUCCUUCCGACGAUGACGACGGAGAUGGAGAUUUUGGAACCAUGAUCGUUAAGACGGAUCGUGAUCGUAUCUCUCUCGGUGAAAAGCCGUCUUCGUUUAGGACACCGCAGACAGGAGCAGGAGAUGGAAUGGACGUUGAUGAUGAGGAGGAGGAGAAGGAGGAUGAAGACUGUAAUGGGGAAAGUUUUGGGACGUUCGUUGUGAGAUCAACGGUGAGGAGCGAGAUGGAAGGGAGUGGAACGGUGGUGGUGAACAAAGCAGUGGCGAGUAUGGGAGAGUUAGGUUUUGCUAAACAAAAGAAAUCUACUAGUACUUCAACAAUGUCUCUUCAAGGGGAAGAUAAUAGGUUCUUGCAAAAUAAUAAGGUUCCGGUGAGUUCAGUUACCGACUACGUUAUUAGAGAAGAUCCAUCCACAAAAUAUGAGUUACUCAAUGAACUCGGAAAAGGAUCUUAUGGGGCAGUUUAUAAGGCUAGAGAUAUAAGAACUUCAAAGCUUGUUGCCGUUAAGGUUAUAUCUUUAACAGAAGGGGAAGAAGAGUAUGAAGAAAUUCGUGGUGAAAUUGAAAUGUUGCAGCAAUGUAGUCAUUCAAAUGUUGUUCGAUACUUUGGGAGCUAUCCCGGGGAAGAAUAUCUUUGGAUAGUAAUGGAAUACUGUGGAGGUGGAAGUGUAGCUGAUUUGAUGAAUGAUACACAGGAGCCUUUAGAGGAGAAUCAGAUAGCAUAUAUCUGUCGUGAAGCUUUAAAGGGUCUUUCUUAUUUGCACUCAAUUUUUAAAGUCCACAGAGAUAUUAAGGGUGGUAAUAUCUUGUUAACAGAACAAGGAGAGGUGAAGUUGGGUGAUUUUGGAGUAGCAGCACAACUUACAAGGACCAUGUCAAAGCGCAACACAUUUAUUGGCACUCCGCAUUGGAUGGCUCCAGAAGUUAUUCAGGAAAGUCGGUAUGAUGGGAAGGUUGAUGUGUGGGCACUUGGUAUAUCUGCAAUUGAAAUGGCCGAGGGGCUUCCUCCAAGAUCAGGAGUGCAUCCAAUGAGGGUUUUAUUUAUGAUAUCGAUUGAGCCAGCCCCGAUGCUUGAGGACAAGGAGAAAUGGUCUCUUGUCUUCCAUGAUUUCGUUGCUAAGAGCCUCACAAAAGAUGCAAGCUUACGCCCUAGUGCAUCUGAGAUGCUGAAACACAAAUUUAUUGAGAAAUGCAAAUGUGGAGCUUCUGUAAUGUUACCGAAGAUUGAGAAUGCAAAGCAAAUAAGGGCUGCAAUGGAACAUGCACAAACUCUUGCUCCUGCAGAUUCAGGACUUAAUACACUGGAAAGUUCAAACUUGAAAGAGGGUUAUGGAUAUACUGUUCCAUCAAAACCUCAGAAUAUGGGUCUUCAAGUUGCAAAUCAGACUCCUGCAACAGGCACUUUGAAGAAGUCUCACAUAUUAAAUGGCAUGGACAUGACAGGUGAAGGGGACUUCGGCACUGUAGUAGUUCAUUCUGGGGAUGAGUUGCGAGAGUCAUUUUCUCAAAGUCAACCUCAUUGUGGUAAACAAGCACCAACCGUUCUUGAAAAUACUGAAAACACAGUGCUUAAUGGCACGAGGCGCCAGUUAAAUGAAUCACAAAGAGGAAAAGUUCGUAUGGAAGAACUAAAUUUAAAGGUUCAGGGACCUUCUUCUUCAAUACUUUUCCAUCCUGAGCAAAACCUGAGGGCAGACAGUGUUCCACAGGCAACGGAGAAAAGCGGCAGCCAAGUCGGUAGUGGCACGUUGAAGAACGAAACUAUCGGCAAGAAAAAUGGUUUCGCUUUGCAAGAUAAGCUCUUUUCAAUAUAUGCAGCUGGUAAUACAGUACCUAUUCCAUUCUUGAGGGCCACAGAUAUAUCCCCAAUUGCCCUUUUGUCAGAUAAUUUUCUUAGAGCCGUGCAGCAGGAUUUUAAUGGAACUGUGGCAUUAGGACCACUCCAAGAACUUUUUGCUGGUGAUGGACAAUCAAAAAAAGGCCGAAGAGCUCAUAAUGAGAUGCAACUUCCUCCGAGUGUUUACAAAAGACUAACUUCAAGUUCUACACUGAUGAAUCUGGCACAGGCUCUAGCUUAUCACAAAAUGUGCUAUGAUGAGAUGCCUCUUCAAGAGUUGCAGGCGGAUCAGGAGCAACAGACCACUCAAAACUUAUGCGACACGUUACGAACCAUUCUCCGGUUAUAGACGGUUAUCUGCAUCAUUUGUUGUUCUAUGCUUCUGCUAUUAUCCUAUGGAAUUAAGAAUUUUGCAGGGUUAUGCUGUAUAGGUUAAAUUGCAUGAUGGCAAAAAGGAAAUACAAUCAAAUUGUCUUGGUCGUAUGUUUCCCACACCAUCUGUGAUAAGAAAUAAAUG